This is a messenger RNA of Erigeron canadensis, 1277 nucleotides long. RefSeq names its product glyceraldehyde-3-phosphate dehydrogenase, cytosolic. Lineage: Eukaryota; Viridiplantae; Streptophyta; Magnoliopsida; Asterales; Asteraceae. Gene Ontology annotation, biological process: glucose metabolic process. Gene Ontology annotation, molecular function: NADP binding; NAD binding; oxidoreductase activity, acting on the aldehyde or oxo group of donors, NAD or NADP as acceptor. Bases 75 to 1100 code for a protein of 341 amino acids. The record is from RefSeq and is a predicted model, not a curated record. The transcript is spliced from 12 exons.
UACACAUCACAUACUCUACUCGUAACAUUUUUCAUCUAUAGAAAUCUCUUUCUUUCGUAAAAAUUACUAUUACCAUGGGAUCUGACAAGAAGAUUAAGAUCGGAAUUAACGGUUUCGGAAGAAUCGGACGUUUAGUAGCAAGAGUUGCACUUCAAAGAGAUGAUGUUGAGCUUGUUGCUGUUAAUGACCCCUUCAUUACCACUGAUUAUAUGACAUAUAUGUUCAAAUACGAUAGUGUUCAUGGCCAAUGGAAGCACCAUGAGCUAAAGGUAAAGGAUGAGAAGACCCUUCUUUUCGGCGAGAAGCCAGUCACUGUUUUUGGAAUUAGAAACCCAGAAGAUAUUCCAUGGGGUGAAGCCGGAGCUGAUUUCGUUGUGGAGUCUACUGGAGUCUUCACUGACAAGGAUAAGGCUGCUGCUCACUUGAAGGGUGGUGCAAAGAAAGUCAUCAUCUCUGCCCCAAGCAAGGAUGCUCCUAUGUUUGUUAUGGGUGUCAAUGAGAAGGAAUAUAAACCUGAACUUGACAUUGUUUCAAAUGCUAGUUGCACAACCAACUGUCUUGCUCCAUUGGCUAAGGUCAUUAAUGACAGGUUUGGCAUUGUUGAGGGUCUUAUGACUACUGUGCAUUCUAUCACUGCCACUCAAAAGACUGUGGAUGGCCCAUCAAUGAAGGAUUGGAGAGGUGGACGGGCUGCUUCUUUCAACAUCAUCCCCAGCAGCACUGGAGCUGCUAAGGCUGUUGGUAAAGUUCUGCCAGCCCUUAAUGGAAAGUUGACUGGAAUGUCCUUCCGUGUCCCAACUGUUGAUGUUUCAGUUGUGGAUUUGACGGUAAGGCUUGAGAAGAAGGCUACAUAUGAGGAAAUCAAGGCUGCCAUUAAAGAGGAAUCAGAGGGCAAGCUCAAGGGUAUUUUAGGAUACACUGAGGACGAUCUUGUAUCCACAGACUUUGUUGGUGACAGCAGGUCGAGCAUCUUCGAUGCCAAAGCUGGAAUUGCAUUGAAUGACAACUUUGUGAAGCUUGUGUCAUGGUAUGACAAUGAAUGGGGAUACAGCUCCCGUGUUAUCGACUUGAUUUGCCACAUUGCAUCUGUUCAAGCCUAAAUAUUCUGCUGCUGGUUUCAUUUUGGGCCAUUUUGUUUGUUUGUUUUGUUUUUUCUGUCUACUUAUAUUUUGAGAACUUUGCUAUAAUUGUCUAGAAAUUAGCUUUUUGGUUAUGUCGUUCAUUGGAUAAACUGGUAUGGUUACAUGUAUGGAAUAAUAAGAAUUUUGGUUCUUUGA